CAGGCGAUCAGGCAACCAUGCAAUAAAAUGAAAACGGCCGUAUAAAAAGAAGCUACGGCUAUUAAGGCGCGUCAUUCGUUUGCUCCCGAACUUAUUCCUUGUUCUCUCGAGUCAAUAGGCAGCGAUGGGGACUGUGAACCCACAGCAAACGCCUCCUCCAAAGAAAGUUAGAUUCGCAGCUACACCCAAGACUCCAGAAACGCCGAGAACGGGGCCGGGCGUUCCGGAGUCUGUGUAUCGGGCGCUGUUGGCGCGGCCGCCGCACGAUCCCGAUGGACUGAUGCGUGAUGUUUGCGCUUUCAUCGAAGUCCGAGUCGGCACCGAGGAUGUGUCGUCGACGUUCGAAAGCCUGAUGACGCGGCUGGGCGCCACGGUGCGACGCUAUCUUGGCCCCAGCGUGACACACGUCGUGUUCCGCGAGGGCCGCGUGUCCACCCGCAAGCGGGCCCUCCAGCUGGGUAUCCCCAUCGUGGGCCCGCUCUGGGUCGAAGAGUGCCUUGCCCAAGACAGGCUGGCAUCUCCAGAGAGGUUCCCAGCACAUGUUUCUGCAGCCUAUGACUGCCCCAUUCUCAGCCGCAAAAUAAGGAAGCCUCGCUCUUGGCGGACCAAGACAGACUCCCCAUCUCCAGUUAGGCGGAAGCAGAGGCCACGUUUACUGGACCUGAGGCGCAAUGUGUUGCUGGAUGAAGCAGUGCUCUCACCCAGCACGCAACACUUACAGGACAUUGUUACAAAAGUGAAGGCGCACGUUCCAAGCACCAUUUUGGGCACACUGGCCACCCCACAGAAGAGGGAAGCAUUUUCCAACUUUCCACUGGCAACUCCUGGUCACACGAUGUGCACACUAAAGGCACAGGAACCAUACACCCCAAUGAGUGAGCUAGCUGCAUUGAGGCAAAGCCCACUGCCAGAACUGUCUUCAGAAAAGGACCGCUAUAUCUGCCGGCGCAGCUUGGAGGACUUCAGUACAAAUGUGUGCCGGGCAAGGGCUUGUGCCUUGAGCAGGGCUUCUUGGUUGGAAGGCCCAAACAUCGUCCUGACAGGACUGGAACCAGUUGACCGUGAUGCUGUCAGUUCUAUAGUGAAGGCCCUGGGCGGUUUCACCACCGAAGCUGAGGUCAGCGAUCGCACCACACACAUCAUAUGUGGCACCGCGGGUGGAAAGCCACGGCGGACCCUCAGUGUGCUGUUUGCUCUUGCAAGGGGCAGCUGCUGGCUGCUGCCUAUCAAGUGGGCUUACCAAUCCUUAGAGAGUGGCCGCUGGUUGGACGAGGGCGCUUUCGCAUUGAGCCGGCCCAGGUCGGCCGUAGGGAAGAAAUGGAAGUCAUCGGGGUGCCUCCUGGUACCUGCUCCUCUGCUGGAUGGCCAGGGUCCUUUCUACAUCGGCCCAGCGACAGCACCUCCCCCGCAGCGCAUCCGUGAUCUGCUACUGCUUCUGGGUGCAGAGGUAUCUCCAUCAUAUCUGCGCUGCCAGAUAGCCCUGGGUGACCCGCAGCGGGGCCAAUGGCUAUCCCAGAUCACGCACCUCUCCGAACGCUGGCUUCUCGAUUGUGUCUCUGAACAUCAGGUUCUGCCCUAUGACAACUACCUGCUGCAGAAGCCAUCUAGCAGUAAUCAUUGAUCAUCACCUAGUCAUCCAAGCAUACCUUCUACACACAAAAUUUGAAAUUUCAUUCUUUUAGUCUCAUGAUUUUAUCUUCCCUUUUAUAAAGGACAACGUAACAUGGCA
This is a messenger RNA of Dermacentor albipictus, 1729 nucleotides long. RefSeq names its product Microcephalin (gene MCPH1). Lineage: Eukaryota; Metazoa; Arthropoda; Arachnida; Ixodida; Ixodidae. The record is from RefSeq and is a predicted model, not a curated record. Gene Ontology annotation, biological process: mitotic cell cycle.